AUGGAAACUUUUCAAAGACAACUUGUUUCGGGACAUUCAUCACCACCUCUAAAGUUGAUCAUCAAGGAGGUGAUUCCGUUCGAGAGUCAUCAGGGAGUGGUGAAUUGUGUCUAUGAGAGGAAACAUUUGGUGUUGAAUAAGUAUGGAACGUAUCGUUUUCCGAGGAGAAUGGAUCAAGAUAAGUGGGCUUCCUUGUCGCCUGCUUCUAGUGAUGAGACAGAGAAUGCUGUUCAACACUUUGGAUUGACCUCUUACUUUAUAUUUACAAUGAUAAAAUGGAGUAAGGAUGAAUUGUAUUUGGAAUAUUGUCAUUACAAGUUAGAGUCAAAGAAGGAGGAAGGGGUCUUGACCAUUAAGGAGGAAAAGAAGGCUCAUUCUUUUAGGUGA
Molecule: messenger RNA, 387 nt
Organism: Naegleria gruberi
Lineage: Eukaryota; Heterolobosea; Eutetramitea; Acrasida; Naegleriidae
Exons: 1
Coding region: 1-387 (128 amino acids)
Source: RefSeq, a predicted model, not a curated record